AUGUCACCAAAAGCGCGUUCGUCGGUUUCCCGUCGUCGUUGUCCACUUGCUAUCCACGCAUCAUGGCGUUGACGACAAAACUUUGACCAUGAGUAUUGUGAACAGCCAUGUCAUGUAGCCGCUCGCUUUCCACCCAUACGCUGGCAAGUGUUAAGAGGGUGUUUGUCGCCAACCCCGCAUGCUCGUGCCGGAGUCUCCGCUGGCUGCCCCCUCCAGGAUUGCGACCUCUGGGCCGUCGUGCUCCACCGACGCGCGACCUUUGAGGGGCGUCGCGCAUUUCAAGGGACGAAGACGAGCAUUUGACCAAAACUGGACAGACUUUGCGGGAUGCCGAGCUUCUUAGUGCGGCGCGAUCAGAGCGAGUGUCAACUCUGGUGGGGGUCUUCCUCGUUGACCGCAGUGUUGGGACAAGUCCUCUCCUUUGGCCUGCUUCUGUUCCUCUCCUGCAUAAAAACCAGCCUGCGUGCCGCUCGACACCCACGUUCGACGUCCUCCGCGACCUCCGCGACCUCGCCCCCAGUGUCACCUUCCUGCCCGCAGGCCCCUCGUAGCCCGCCGUCAAAACAAAGCACACGCUGCUAUGCAGACCUCAGCAGUAGCAGCGGUCCGAUCUCCUCCAUUCGGCUACCUCUCCCCGCCCAUCGACGGCUGCGACGCCUCGUCUGAGGAUGGUGACACACUCCAGACACCUUUAACAGAGCAUGACAUACACCACCAGCCAUAUGCUGUUUAUCAUCAGCACUCGCACCACUUCUCGCACGAUCUCUAUCACUCUGACGUUCCCCAACCCGAGCACAGCCUCGCGAAACCUGAGCCAGAGCACCACCAAGGUUGUGCCCCGUUCUCCGCUCUUUUGACCCCCUCUGCAACCGAAAAAUUUGGACGCGCAACCGCCAACGGCUGCGAGUACUUUUCUAGCUUCUCUCCCCCACACGCGUUGGAUCUCGCAAAUGCGUCGCUCGAGUUCAACUCAUUCUCAGCCUCGUUUGCCGCGGCUUACAGCUCGAAUCACGUCUCCUCCGCAAACUCCGAACGCGAUGCGUACGCGCAGGAUACACCGUCGUAUGACAUCGCCGAUAGUCCGUUCGAGUACAUGGAUGAUCGCUACGAGGAGACUGGACCUGGCCAGACAGUGCUGGCCUCUGCAGACUCCUGCGAACUCUCGGCACUGCCUGCACUCUCCAUCUCCGCCCCCUCGCUCGAUGCCUUCGACAUCGGCGAGCAAGGCAGCUCGCUGCUACUCGCACCGGCCUCUAACAGACCAGACUUGCAGCAUGCCGCGGCGUCGGAUGACCUCCUUCACGCCAAGGGCCGCAUAUAUUCGCCGCGUUUCCCGGCGGACCAUUCCCUGAAUCCGUUCUUUGUGACAAGCUACGAACUUGGCGACGAGCUCGGCGCAGGCGGCUACGGCUUUGUCAUGACGGCCCGUCACCGGACGGAAGAAUACGAGGUUGCGGUCAAGUUCAUCAUCAAGGACAAGGUCCCAGAACAUGCGUGGUGGGACGACGAAAUGCUUGGCCGGGUGCCGACAGAGGUUAUGAUCAUGUCCCUGGUCGACCACGAGAACAUCGUCAGGUGCUUGGACUUGUUUGAGGACGACCUUUACUUUUAUCUCGUGAGUCGACAAUUAUUGGUGGGUAUAUGCGCGUCUCAUGGCCGAAUCAAGGUCCAAGAACUCCAUGGAACACCUUGGGUGUCCAGGAAAAAGAAGCCCAAGCAGAUUACUGCGCCUGGGAAGCUGGUUGCACCGUCUCCUACCCUGUCCACCCCUUCUUUGACCCCUUCGCCUUCGACGGACACCAACGUAUCCCUUCCGCCCACGCCGCCACAAGCAUCUGUUGGGCUGCCUGAUGUUUCGGAAAUCCAGCCUGAGCCUCUCAAAGUCGUUUCUCAUGAUUCCGAGAUGGCCCUUGUCCCUGAGCAUACUGCUGAAGACGGCGCAGAGUCCUCCGAGGAUGGCAAUCAGAAGGUCGUCGAGAAGAAUAACGGCUCCAGUCAAGGAUAUCUCCAACCUCCGCCGCCACGCCCAAAUUUUUCUCGCCGUCCAUCGUAUGAUCUCUUCGAGUGCAUCGAACAGAGCAAGCACAAGCGGCUCUCGGAGAACCACGCGCGCUACGUUUUCGCACAGGUCGUCGAGGCUGUGUCCUACCUCAACAGCCAGGGUAUCACGCACUGCGACAUCAAGGACGAGAACCUCGUCAUCGACGCCGAGUAUCGCGUCAAGCUCAUCGACUUUGGCAGCGCCGUCAUCGCGGACCCGUACGCGCCCGCGCCGUACUAUACACUCUUCUUCGGCACGACCGCGUACGCGUCGUCUGAGAUCCUCCGCAAGGCACCGUACCGCGCCGCGCCAGCCGAGGUGUGGACCCUCGGCGUGCUCCUCUCGUACCUCCUCACGGGCCACUCGCCGUUCCCGACCGAGCAGGACGCCGUCGACGGCCGCGUCGUCGUGCGCGAGCGCGGCGGCGCGGGCAAAAUCUCGCGCGCAGCGCUGAACCUCAUGGCGCGCUGCCUCGAGCGCGACCCCGAGCGCCGCACGGACAUAGCGGAGAUCCGCGGGCACCGAUGGCUGCAGGGCGCGCUGGAACGCGACGGUGAGCGCGAGCAGUAAGGAUGUACUGUGCGCUCUUUUUCUUGUCUACCCUUACGUUAUAUGCGGUAUAAUCGCCUUGUGUACUUUACUCCUCGUAGUCGCGCAUUUUUUUCACUGUCGUUCCUCCCCUUUUUUUUCAUGUUCGUUCUCAUAUCAUCCUUUUCUUCUGGUCACAUCUGUAGCUGUCUUUCUUUCCAUCCAUCUCGUCGUGUAGCAUCAUGUCUCUUGUAUUUGUGUCCACCUUCAUGUAGAAUGUAGAGUAUUUGUAGAGUACUAUGUCAUACCGCAAACACUUAAUCUAAUACCAGUGAGCUAAUCUA
Messenger RNA from Phanerochaete carnosa HHB-10118-sp, 2913 nucleotides. RefSeq lists its product as uncharacterized. The transcript has a single exon. Gene Ontology annotation, biological process: intracellular signal transduction; protein phosphorylation; negative regulation of glycogen biosynthetic process. The record is from RefSeq and is a predicted model, not a curated record. Gene Ontology annotation, molecular function: protein serine/threonine kinase activity; ATP binding. Lineage: Eukaryota; Fungi; Basidiomycota; Agaricomycetes; Polyporales; Phanerochaetaceae. Bases 581 to 2611 code for a protein of 676 amino acids. Gene Ontology annotation, cellular component: nucleus; cytoplasm; cytosol.